This is a messenger RNA of Coregonus clupeaformis (lake whitefish), 2984 nucleotides long. RefSeq names its product glycoprotein M6Aa (gene gpm6aa). Bases 407 to 1243 code for a protein of 278 amino acids. Gene Ontology annotation, cellular component: axonal growth cone; neuronal cell body; filopodium. The record is from RefSeq and is a predicted model, not a curated record. The transcript has 7 exons. Gene Ontology annotation, biological process: neuron projection development. NCBI's taxonomy places the organism in Eukaryota, Metazoa, Chordata, Actinopteri, Salmoniformes, Salmonidae.
ACCAUUACCUCUCUGCUUUCUGUUUUCUGACCACCUGCGCCUGCUAGCUCCCUUCCUGCAAACAUACUUAUUCCUGCAUACUGAGACCACCCUUUUUCCCUCACCACCCCUCGUAUUCUCCACUGUUGAGACCAGGUUUUCAGCACUUGCCAGAGCGGCUUGCGAUGGACAGCUCUGUGAAGACGCACUAAUCUCUCUCAUGAAUCAACGGCACGACCACUUGAAUUAAAUCUCUGCUGACAAGCGGUCUCAACACGAAGUAGAGAGAGAGAGAGAGCGAGGAGAGAGAGAGAGAGAGAGAGAGAGAGAGAGAGAGACUUCUGUGGAGUUCUCAGCCGACAACACACACAGAAACAGGGUUUUGAGCUAUUGUCUCAUCAUUUGCUCUACAUCUAGAAUAGCCAAGAUGGAAGAAGAUAUGGAUGAGCGGCAGACUCAGAAAGGAUGCCUGGAGUGCUGUAUCAAAUGCCUGGGCGGCAUCCCGUACCCAUCACUCAUCGCUACAAUCCUGCUGUACGCCGGGGUGGCGCUGUUCUGCGGCUGCGGGCACGAGGCCCUCUCCGGGACCGUCACCAUCCUGCAGAACUACUUUGAGGUGGUCAGAGGACCCGUGGAUUCCCUUGAUGUGUUCACCAUCAUUGACAUCAUUAAAUAUGUAAUCUAUGGCAUCGCCUCAGCGUUCUUUGUCUACGGCAUUCUGCUGAUGGUGGAGGGCUUCUUUACCAGCGGAGCCAUUAAGGACCUGUAUGGAGACUUCAAGAUCACCACCUGUGGACGUUGUGUCAGUGCUUGGUUCAUCAUGCUGACGUACAUCUUCAUGCUGACUUGGCUCGGGGUGACAGCGUUCACCUCCCUCCCCGUCUUCAUCUACUUCAACAUCUGGAACAUUUGCCAAAACACCACCUUUCCGGAGGGAGUCACUCUGUGCCUGGACCCGCGCCACUAUGGUAUUGUGCCAAUUGAGGAGGGGAAGACUGUAUGCACUGGAUCUGACAAGUUUUACAAAAUGUGUGAAUCAAAUGAGCUGGACAUGACAUUCCACCUGUUUGUUUGUUCACUGGCUGGUGCUGGAGCAGCUGUCAUUGCUAUGAUCCACUACCUGAUGGUGCUGUCGGCCAACUGGGCCUACGUGAAGGACGCGUGCAGGAUGCAAAAGUACGAGGACACCAAGUCCAAGGAGGAGCAGGAGCUCCACGACAUCCACUCCACCCGCUCCAAGGAGCGUCUCAACGCCUACACCUAAGGCCAGCGUGAGGCCUGGCCCUGUCCCCCUGCCCCCCUGCCCCUCCAUCUCCACCAUCCCCUUUAAAGAGGGGGGUGGGUGGCGCCUGGGGUCCUCGCCACCGCUGAUGUCACUGGUGCGUCAUAUGACAAAGUGGUCCGGGGUACCCUCACACAACCCCCCCAAACAGCAUUUCAGAUGAUGAGCCCUAUUACCUCUCUCAUGGACUGUAUUAUGAUGAUGAUGAUGAUGAUGAUGAUGAUGAUGAUGAUGAUUUCCUGUAUUAUUAUGGCUUUUAUAGUAGUUGGUAGUUCAGUACUUAGUAUAAUUGGAAGUAGCUAGCAGAAGUAUUUUUCAUAUACUUUUUUACUUUGGAGAAUUUAUUUGGAUUUGUAUGAGUUUGUAGUUUUAUUAAGUGUCACAUAUCCCCCUGUAUUAUUUAUUUAUCUUCAGUUUUGAGGCGGUCAGUUGGGGCUUAAAGGGUUUCAAGCACAUUUAUCAUGUUUGUGUGUCUAUAUAGAUCUCAUUUUGAAGCACUACGUACAUGGAUGGGUGAUCGGUGUUGAAGACUAAAAUAUUUUUGUCUGUUCCACAUUGGUUCAAUGUAAUUUCAUUGAAAUGACGUGGAAACAACGUUGAUUUAACCAAUGUGUGCCCAGCGGGAAGCCUGUUAAACAGGAAACACUUAAUUCAUUAUCAAAGAAGAAAUUAGUUGCCAAUAUGAUAAACAAUGGAUUAUUUUAUUACAAUAUGAGGCAUCUUGCCAAUUUAAAGCUAUGUAUCUAAGGACUGUGAAUGAUUCCAUCGUCUUUAAUCAUAUGCCAGACAAGCACAUGAAAACAUGUUCUCAUACCCCCAUUUUUAUUUCAUAAAGUUGAACUUUAUAAAUACAAGUAUGAAAAAAGUUUUUGCAGAUUUCUGCACUGCAUAUAUUGAGAUAUAAAUGCAUACUUUGGUCCUAUAUGUUAAGCACUUCAAAUUCAGGACAAUUCAUAAGAGAAUAAAAAUAAGUUACUGUGGUUUAAUUCACUAUUAAUCGCUAAGUCUUACAAAAAUAUUGACGCAAAAAAAUGGGUUUUCAUGUAAAAUUUCACUUUUUGGUAGAUUUAUCAGACUUAAGAAAAGUGUGUGUCACAGUAAGUUAUUUUGUUUAUGACAGUAAAAGUCGGAUUGUCUUGCUUACACAUCAAUAUGCCAUAGGACUCCGAAGGUGGCCUACCAUUUCAUUGCCUGGCAAUAUUUGUUUUGUCAGUAUUUCUAAGAGCUAGUUUUGUGCACUUAUUUGACCAUUUCUGUGCUCUCUCUAGGUGUAAGCUCAUUUGUGUUCAACUCAGAGUUGGAUAACUGUACUGUUAGGUAAAGACUGUGAAUGUAGAUGUUUUUCGUGGCAUGGACACUUUUUUUAACACUUUGGCUGUCAACCUUUUGUUUAUAUGUGCAGUACUAAACCCCCCACGGUAACAGCAUUAGGCUACUGAUAUUAGACGCUAGUGUUUGAGUUGUGUCUGUUUAGUUUGUGAUGAGUUUUCAACCAUGUCUUGAACUGAUUCUUGUACCAACUUUGCUUCUGACCUGACAAUGCUUUCAGCUUUCUCCUCGUACUAGUCAUUUGUACUUUCACAAAGAAUGCUUACUUACAUAGUAACAUUCUCUUAAUUGAAUCUGUUUUAUACAUACAUGUGCCAACAGCUUGAAGUGGCUUUCUGACCUGUAGGAUCAAAAUUUGCUUGCAUAAAUAAACAUCACUUUAUUCCCUGUGAAA